This is a messenger RNA of Belonocnema kinseyi, 1564 nucleotides long. It is a transcript of the gene UQCR-C2, whose product is annotated as cytochrome b-c1 complex subunit 2, mitochondrial. The transcript has 7 exons. Bases 68 to 1393 code for a protein of 441 amino acids. Gene Ontology annotation, molecular function: metal ion binding. Gene Ontology annotation, cellular component: mitochondrion. Lineage: Eukaryota; Metazoa; Arthropoda; Insecta; Hymenoptera; Cynipidae. The record is from RefSeq and is a predicted model, not a curated record.
UUCCAGUGCCGAAACUGGCAAGUGCCGAGGCGACACUUUUCGCUAGUAAUCUUGAAAAACAGAAAAAAUGGCUUGCUCGGCGGUGCGGAGUCCUAUUUUGCGAAAUCCUUCGGUCAGACACUAUGCGCUGGCUGCUUGUGCACAAGCUUCAUUACCAGCUGCGGAUGUCCAAGUGCUAGGCAAUAAAAUUACUGUAGCAGCUCUUGAUACAAAUAGUCCUGUUACUCAAAUUUCUAUUGUUUUCAAAGCUGGUUCCCGAAAUGAAACCUAUGAGACUCAAGGAACGUCUCAUCUUCUUCGAAUAGCUGCUGGACUAGGCACAAGUCGUUCCAGUGCUUUCGGAAUAACAAGAAAUGUCCAGCAACUGGGGGGAAAUUUGACGGCGACUUCCGAUCGCGAGAGCAUUGCAUACACUGUGCAAGUCACGCGCGAUAAAGUUCCUCAAGCGUUGACGUUCUUAGAGGAUGUCGCGACUCGUCAAGUAUUUAAACCUUGGGAGAUUUCUGAUGAGACCCCCAGGUUACGUUACGAACUCUCGACAAUACCCGAGGUGAGUCGGAUUAUCGAACUCUUACACAAGGCUGCUUAUCGGACAGGCCUGGGAUACUCCCUUUACUGUCCAAAAAGGCAAAUUGGAAAGAUCAGUACUGAAACUCUACAGCAUUUCGUUUCCACCUGGUUCUCGGGAUCUAGGUGCGCAGUCGUAGGAACUGGAAUUUCAGGCUCGGAAUUAGCUUCCUUCGCUACCGGCUUGAAUGUCAGUUCAACCGAGAGUUCAACGGCAGCCUCCAAGUACUGUGGCGGUGACGCGCGAAAAGAGCGUAAUUCGCCAAUCGCUACGGUCGCAGUUGCUGUCGAGGGGUCAGGCCUUGACAAAGAAAAGGAUGCCCUGGCAUUUGCAAUAUUGAAAAAUGCGGCUGGCACAGGACCCAGUGUCAAAUGGGGAUCCAGUCCGUCUCCUCUGACCAAAGCUGUCGCUUCUGCAGCAGGUUCAGAUCCCUUUGCUGUAACUGCAUUUAAUGCAAGCUAUACUGAUUCUGGCCUUUUUGGCUUUGUCCUCCAGGCACCUCCCAAUAUCGCAGGAACGGCUACGAAAGCUGCUUAUAAAUGGCUGAAGUCUGCUAAUUUAACUGAUGCUGACAUUUGCCGAGGUAAGGCGGCAUUAAAAACGUCGGUUUUAGCUGCAACGGAUUGUUCCACAAGUCAAUUAGAAAAUCUUAGCCAUCAAGCUUUAUUGAAGGGACGAGUUGUAACACCUGCGUCUCUGGUUGCUGAAAUAGACAAAAUUACGGCUUCCGACGUUAAGAAUGUGGCCAAGAAAGUUAGCUCUGGAACUCCCACGUUAGCAGCGAUUGGCGAUAUUAGCACUGUGCCCUACGCCGACCAAUUAUAGAAAAACUAGAUUUCAGAAUCUGCAGUAAGCAAACCAUCUACAAUCCUUUAUUUAUCAAGAAAAUGAGAAACAUGUUGUCCUGGUAUUUACAUUGGUCAAGUAUGUUGAAGGAUCUCGUUGUACUGCAAUUCACAUAAUUGUGUAAAUAAUCGAUAAGAAAUAAAAAAAAAA